AGAGUUGUUUCCCUUGAAUCUGAAACAAACAAAUGCUUGAUUUCAAAUGGACUGAACUUGGAAGCACACUAGACAAAAAAAGAUGCCUUAAAUUAAAACUAUAGAACCGAAAAAACUGCAAAAUGUGAAAGAAUGGGAUUUAUAUUAUUUCUUUUCUAUGGAAUUGUUUUUGUUCAAGGAAUACCCGGUGUAAAUUCUGAUUCAGACAUAGCCAAGUUACUAGAACACCCAUACAAUAAAUACCUUUGGGAUAACAUUCCACGACCAUUCGAAAUUAUAUUUCCUAAAAGAGUCCAUAAGAAAGCAGACCAGAUCGCCAUUUCAACUCGUGAAAAACAGAUAAGACAUCAUGGAACUCAUGAACAUCUUGAGCAUGUCACCUUCCAGUUGAUGAUUAAUGGACAAGGACAAAAGUUAAGACUGAAAAAGAAUGAUGCUCUGCUGUCUUCAGGAAUUCAGGUCAAACAUUACCUAGAAGAAAACCAACAAAUUAUUAGCAAGACUGUAGAGCAUUGCUACUAUCAGGGUACAGUUAAAAGAGAUGAAUGGUCUAGUGUAGCUGUCAGUACGUGCCAUGGGAUAAGGGGUGUGAUUAAUUUACACAACAAGACCUAUGUCAUACAGCCCUUACUUGGUGGAGAUGAAGGGAUACAUCAUCCACAUGUUGUUUUUAAAGCCUCCACUUCCAAGACUGAAACUUGUGGAAAUGACAUUGGUCAGUGGAGGACAUUUCAGGAGUUACAUAGGGGGGAAUUCAUUAGAAGAGUCAAAGCAAUGAAGGCUAAGAAACAGCUGCAUAUGAAUGUUAACAACAAUUCAGAGAAACAUUUAAAGAUGGCAUUAGUACUUGAUAAUUCUGUGUAUUCCAGACUGAAUCUUUCUCACAAAGAAAUGGUAAACUUUGCCCUACAGACAGCUAACAUGGUGGACAUGUACGUCAAAGAUGUAGGAAUAAGAACACCUGUGACUUAUUUAGAAUACUGGAAUGCAGGAGAUAAAAUGGAAAUAUCUUCACAGAUCAGAGAACUCUUGAAAUCUUUUCUGAUGUACAAACAGUUUCAUUUGAUGAACAUAGACCAUCAUGCAGCUCACUUUAUCACACACAUCCCAUUAGAGGAUAACUCUGUUGGUUUAGCUAUACCUGAUAGUGUAUGUACAGAGAGAGCUGUUGGAAUAAAUAGGGUAUCAAGUGUACUGGAACCUCAGCAGCUGGCCACCAUUCUGACACACAUGUUAGGUCAUAAUCUAGGUCUCAAACAUGAUGAAGAUGUCAAACAAAGGGAAUUAUACCAUAGAGGUGGUUGUGACUGUAAGGACCAGGUUGGAUGUAUCAUGUCUACUGAUGUACUGAUGAGAUCAGACACCAUCCAUUCCAGACAGUUCUCCUACUGUAGUAGAUCAGAUUUAGAUGUAUCUACCAGUAUGGACAUUACAGCAUGUCUCAGUGCUAGUCCGAAAGAGUACUAUAUAUCUAAUGUGAUUCAAAUGGCUUUUACACAGGAGUGUGGUAACUUGAUAGUAGAAAGAGGGGAGGAGUGUGAUUGUGGAACACCUCAGGAAUGUGCAAUAAGAGAUCCGUGUUGUGAUCCAGAUACAUGUUUAUUGAAGACAUGGGCCCAGUGCAGAACAGGAUCAUGCUGCUAUAACUGUACAUUUCUACCACAACAAUAUGUGUGUCGAGAGAGAUCCACAGAAUGUGAUGUACCUGAACUAUGUACUGGUUUCUCAGGGGAGUGUCCAUCCAACAACUAUAUACAAGAUGGUCAUCCCUGUAAAAACAGCAGUGGCUUCUGUCAAAGUGGUAUCUGUCCUACCAUGGCUUUACAAUGUCAACAUAUCUGGGGAGAAGGAGCUAUAGGUGCAGAUGAGCAGUGUUAUGAAAGAUUUAAUCCAAUCGGUAACUUUAACGGACAUUGUGGAAAGGAUGAUAAUACUGGAUCUUAUGCUAAAUGUCUUCCAGAAAACAUCAUGUGUGGACUGCUGCAUUGUGAUGGUGGCACUGUUGCUCCACUCUUUGGGUCAGAUAAAAACUUUAUGAAGACAACACUUGUCUCUAAUGGCAUAGAGUAUGCUUGCAAAGUGAUCCAUGGCCCAGCAGUGUUAAAUCUGCCUAAUUUUGGACUGGUACAAGAUGGAAGCAAAUGUGGAAACAAUAAAAUUUGUAUGAACAAACAGUGUGUCUCAGUAUCAGUAUUACCUCCCCUUAAAUGUCCAGGAACUGUUGACAAUGUUAUCUGUUCAGGCAGAGGGGUGUGUACACAGAAGGGAACAUGUUUCUGUGAUGAAGGUUGGACUGGUUCUGAUUGCACUGUUAAAUACAAUAUCACCAUGACAACAGGAGUACUGCGUAAACCUACAUUACCAACCACCCCAACUACAACACUACUCAAGGUCACUCAACUGUCAACUGCCUUGACCACAACUACAAUAAUAAUUGCACCACCAGUAGCCGUUGUAAAAGCAGAUGAAAGUGGAAUAAGUACAGAAUGGUUGGUGAUUAUUUUAGCCUCAGUGGUUGGAUCUCUAGUAUUCUUGUUAGCUGUGACUUUCCUGUGUUAUAGGAGAACAAGUCCAGUGAAGAAGAGAUUCUUUGGAAAGGGGAAUAAAUCCAUAAAGUUUGGUGCUACACCUUCUUACAAACACCGUGGGUUAUUUGGAAAGAAGAAGAAGGGGACCAGUGAAGAAGAAAGUGACAUUGGUGAGCUCCCACCACCCCCUGUUAUUAUUUCUGAUCCUAAUUCAGCUAUGCCUGAGAGAGGUAUACUUAAAAACAAUCGUAAAUCUAGUGAUGGAAGUCGUAGCAGUGAUACAUACACUGGUACCGGAGGAACAGAUACUGCAGACCAGGAUAGUGAAGGUCCUUAUGGACUGGAAACAGAGGAUGAUGAAGCAGAAGAAAUUCAGGAAAUUCUAAAUCGUAGUAAAUUUGACCCAGAAAAAUCAAUGGAAGCCUUAGAUCAGAUAGUUGACUCUUCCAGCUUUGACUUUGUAUUACCAUCACCAUAUUUUAGUACUGUUGGUAACUGUACAGAUCAUUCUCCAACCAAAAGACUUUUUAAUUAUGAUAUACCUCAGUUCUCACAACAAACACCACAACGUCCAUUUUAUUGGAAAAAUAAUUUAUCAUCCCCUCCAAAAUCUCGAGUUGUUAGGAUGAAAAACUUAGAUGAAUUGAUACAACAAAUUGAUCGUCACACUAUUGAUCUGUCUCCAUCACCAGAUGAGCUUCAGAUGCAGAUAUCUCCAUCGACAUCUGAGGAUGUUCGUAGUAAUUCUACCGAUGAUAGACAAUAUCACAACAAUCACACUCCUCCUAGUCCAUUGUCUAUAGCUAGCACUAGUACCAGAGACACCUAUCGACCAUUUUUAAACAGUCAGUGGACAAAAUAUAUCUUACGUAGAAAUGAAAUGGAUGAUUGUGGUAUGGAUGUGUAUGGAUCUGAAUCUCCCAUGCCACAGAUUAGUAUCCCACCUCCUAUGAGUCCACUCAAUAUCAGAAAUAUAUAUAACUAUGCACAGAAUUCACAUGGAAGAGAUGUGAACGAUACACCAAUAGGAAGUCAGGCAGGGGAUUGUGGGUCAACUCAUGGUACAACCAGUUCUAGAAACGGAUAUGAAAAAAGUUCAGGCUAUGGUAGUGAACAUGAUCCGGAACACUUCAGUACUGAUGAAAUGUCCCGUAAUCAGUCACGCUCAGGGUCACUCUCUCCACCACCCUACAGUGCCGUGAUUAGGGCGGGCCCAAACAAAAUCAAAUUAGUAUCUGCCAAAAAAUUACAUGAUACUGGUAUUGGGGAUGAAGACUUACAAAAACUUUUACAAGAAUUACCAAAAAUAGAUUCAGGAACUUUCAACCGUCAUCCUGUGAAAUCAGAAGCUAGUCUCCCACCAAAAGAAAGUGAUCCCUUGUUAGGAGGACAUUUACUAGAUGAGCAGGAAACCAUUGAGACUGCUCCCUGUAUUGACUGUAGUGUUGAAGAAAUACCAAAUAGUAAGUUACGACGGAAGAGUCGUGGAUCUGUCAAUAGUCAGCUGAUGAAUAUUAGCUUUAAUCAGAAUGUUGAAGAUGGGGAGUGUGUCGAAGUGACGGACAAUAAACGUAACUGUGCCAUUGAUGUCAAUACUUAAAUACUGAUAUUUGUAGUGGUUAUAUUAUACAUCAGACAUUAUAUGUUUGAUUGUAAAUACAGUUUAAUAUUAUAUAGUACUAGUUUCUAACCUAUAGUUCUAAUUUUUAGAAAUAUUUCAGUAAAGAUAUAUAUUAUUAUUUCACACUUUGGAAUGAAAUGUAGAUAAAACAAAUGUCCAUCAAUAAACAAGCCAAAUGACGGAUUUUUUCACUUUAUACAAUGUAAAUUUUAGGUAAUUUGUAUUUUAUAAAAUGAUAAAAAAACAAAAAAACACCAGUUAGUAUGAUAUACUUAUACACAGAAUAUAACUGGUAUAAUCUUCUAUAAACUACAUUACUGCAUUCUUUAUUGUAUAGAUUUUGUGCCAAACUCAUAUCUUGGCAGCUUAUUAUUGUACUUUUACUUUUACUACACAGAAAUAGCAGUGUUGCAACUUUUUUUUUAAUAAGAACCAAAUUAACAUUUAAUAUGGACAGCAACGAAUAUGAUGAGUGUGAUUUUAAAAAUAGUAUGGAACAAAGAGAGAAUCACUUAUUUUAAUCUUUUUGAUUGAAGUGAAAGUAGAGAUAGUGUUAGAUACCCACUUCUGUACAGUGUUCUAUUAUUAUCUGUCUCAAUUAAUUGCUUAUCCUGCUUAUUAUUAUUCAAAUUUUGCAUAGCAUUCCUAAUUGAAUAUUUUUACUUUAAAAACUGUGUUUAGAUCUCACUUCAAGUAACUGUUUUAUCAUGUAUUUUUGUCUUCCAAACAUUCAUCUUUUUGGUUAAGAUCUUUAUCUUUUAGUUGUUCAUACAUAGGCAUAAAGAAAUACUCUUAAAGAAGCAUUUUUAGAUAAGUUUAUUGGAAAGAAAUAUUUUAAACUAAAAUGUAACAGAUACAAAUUUGUGAACUACCUUGCACUCGGAAUUACUUGUUCUGACUUUAAAACUAAAUGAAAACAGUUAUUUGAAAUUAGGCUUAAAUACAGCUUUAUGUUUUAAUUUUCAAUUACAAGUAUUUUUUGUUUUAGUAUUAUGUACCCAGCAUUAUUUGUUAGUUUUGCACCUUUAUAUUUUUAAACCAAAUUUUAUUUUGUUAAAUUUUUAUUUUGUUAUAUUUUUAUUUUUCAUCUAAUGUCAUUUUAUUUUAUUUUAUUUUAGAGGUGAAAUUCAUCAACAUUUAAUGAACACUUGCUUUAAGAUUAAGGGACAUAAAAAAAAUUCACAACAAAAGUUAAGAUUGUUACAAAAAUUUAAGAUAUUUUUUAGGGGUAAAAUUGUGUUCAAAACUUUUGUAUAAAGCUAUAGAUGCAUUUAUAUGUAUUGCGACCUUUCUUUAUUUUUUAGUAUAAAUAUUUAUAGGAAAUUAGUAUUGAAUUUAGAACCAAAUUUGCUAUAAAUCAAUCUGGUUUUUUUUUUAAUGAAAGAUCCUGAUAGUACUAUUUAUAGAUAUUUACCUCCUAUUAAUAGACUUUUGUAUUUAAUGAAGUGAAUCAUGUGAUGUAUAUACAUUGAGUUAUGAGUUGUUUUCUAGAAUCUCAUAUUGGUUUUGUUUAGUUGUAAUAGAUUUUUUGAGAAUAUAGGUUGUAAAUGUAUCAAUGUGGUAUGGAUGUGUAUAAUUUCAUGCUAUUUUUUGCUAUGUGCAAUAUGAAUAUGAUCAAAAUACAUUGUAUAGAUAUUACAUUGUACAUUUUAUUGUUGCUCACUUUAUUCUUUUGAUACUACUUACACCUUGCCUAUAGACAUGUAUUGGUUUGAAUAAUUUCAUUUUUUAUACACAAAUGUAUACCGGUACAUACUUUAAAUGUGUUCAAUCGUAUCCAAAUAUCCAAACCAAGAUGAAUGUCUUUUUCUGUAUUAAAAAAGAAAGAUUUUUUUUUUUUUAUGAACAAUGAAAAAAAAAAGAUUUUUGGGAUUGAAAAAUUAGAAAUGAGAUCAAGCCUUUCUAGACUAAAGAAUUUCAAGGAAGAUAAAAAAAAUCAUUUUUUUCCUUUGCUUGUGUGUACUGUUGUGAAAGUCUUCCACUAAAAGAUGGAUAUUGGCAUCAAUAAAGUAAUGAACAUAUUUUAAUACCAAUAACAGGCUGGUCUGAAAUUACUUUAGUGUAUUAUUUUCAUUGCUUAGUUAUGGCUUUCAUUUUUUACAGUUGUUUUUGGUAGUAUAUACAUGAAGGGUAUCUUAAGGUUGUUAUUUUAUUUAUAAUGUUUAUAUAAAGUGGUGCUUUAAAUGUUGUUGUCACAAAUAACAUUUUUUUUCACACAUCAGUCAAUAGCAUUUUGAAAGAUAGUUGUCAAAUGUGUAAAAGAUAACUUCAAAUAUCAGCAUUUCCCAGCCCUGAAAAGAUAUUUUUUAAACCAAAAGAUGUCAUGUAUUUUUCUUUUUUCAAUGUGAGAAAAUUAUUUUUUGAUUCAGCAAUUUAAAAUGUUUAUUAAAUGAUUUUAUCAAAGCUUACCGUUGCAAUUUAAAUUUAUCAGUACAAUAACUUUCUUAUAACAACAAACUUUUGGUUGGAUCAUUUUAAAAGAGCUGACAUUUUUAGUUAAGAUACAGUUGACAACAGUUUAUGAAAACAAUAUUUUAGGAAUUCAGUCAUUAUAAGUGAAUAUUUAGAUAGUCAUUAAUUUUUUUUGUGCUCAAUUGAAUUAUGUGAUGUAGCAGUAAUACAAGCAUACUAAAGAUAACAUUUUGAAUGAUGAUUUAAAAUAGUCAUGAUUAUAAAAACUGUGCUGUAUUUGUCACAAAGUAAACAAAAAUAUCAUAUCA
This is a messenger RNA of Mytilus trossulus (common blue mussel), 6869 nucleotides long. Its product is annotated as disintegrin and metalloproteinase domain-containing protein unc-71-like. The transcript has 29 exons. Bases 133 to 4128 code for a protein of 1331 amino acids. Gene Ontology annotation, molecular function: metalloendopeptidase activity. Lineage: Eukaryota; Metazoa; Mollusca; Bivalvia; Mytilida; Mytilidae. The record is from RefSeq and is a predicted model, not a curated record. Gene Ontology annotation, biological process: proteolysis.